AAAAUCACGUGAUUUGUCAUAUGAUUUUUCACCGUGUGACUGUUUUUGUCUAACUCAGUAACUGCAGCAGUGUUUCGCCGGUGUACAUCAAGAUGAAGUCGUUUCUGAGGAUCUCCAUCCUACUUUUUGUUGCAGCAUAUGUCUCUGCCUUUCAAAGAAUAAAGCUCCACAAGAUAGAUAAAACAGUAAGAGAGACUCUUUUGGAGAGAGGAACUACAGCUGAAUAUCUAAAGAGGAAGUACAAUCGAUAUGAGACCGGACCAGAGCCUGAACCUCUGUCAAAUUAUAUGGAUGCUCAAUACUAUGGACCAAUAUCUAUUGGAACUCCUCCCCAGAACUUCAAAGUGAUCUUUGACACCGGCUCAUCAAAUCUUUGGGUUCCAUCAAAGAAAUGUAAACUGUCAGAUAUUGCAUGCUUAUUGCACAAUAAAUAUGACAGCACAAAGUCAUCAACCUACAAAGCCAAUGGAACUGAUUUCGAGAUCCGCUACGGAACAGGAAGUCUGAAGGGUUUCCUCAGCACUGAUACUGUUACGGUAGGAGAUAUCAAGGUCAAGGACCAGACAUUUGCCGAGGCCACAGAACAGCCCGGAAUCACAUUUGUUGCUGCCAAGUUUGAUGGAAUUCUGGGAAUGGGCUUCCCCGAAAUAUCUGUAAAGGGUGUUACACCAGUUUUCAACAACAUGGUAGCACAAAAACUUGUCCCAGCACCUAUCUUUUCUUUUUACCUGGAUAGAAAUCCAACUGGAACGCCAGGAGGAGAGUUGAUUUUGGGAGGAAGUGACCCCAAGUACUACUCCGGAAACUUCACCUACGUUAACGUAACCCGCAAAGGAUACUGGCAGUUCAAAAUGGAUGGAGUUAAAGUCAAUGGAAAGGCAUCAAAAUACUGCUCUGGAGGUUGUAACGCCAUUGCUGAUACUGGAACUUCUCUUCUGGCUGGUCCAUCCACGGAAGUCAAGUCUCUCAAUGCCAUGAUUGGAGCUAAACCAUUUGCUGCAGGGGAGUACACUGUGGACUGUUCUAAAAUUGGAAGCUUGCCUCCAGUGAGCUUUACACUGAACGGAAAAGACUUCACCCUCCAGGGCAAAGAUUAUAUACUAACUGUAUCUGAGAUGGGUCAAACAAUCUGCCUGAGUGGUUUCAUAGGACUGGAUAUUCCUGCUCCAGCCGGCCCUCUGUGGAUCUUGGGCGACAUUUUCAUUGGUGCUUUCUACACAGAGUUCGAUAUGGGCAAUAGCAGAGUUGGCUUUGCCCGAACCAGUAGCUAAAUAUCUGGGUUUCUAUAUCCGGGAUGUAGUAUUUCCUCUGUAUUGAUCUUUGACUUUUAUCUCAGAAUUCAUGGAAUUACAUCUUGGGAUUAUUAAGGAACAUUCCAUUUUGUUAUGAAACUCGUCUUUUGAAAUACAGAUUGGAAUAUUAGUUUAAUUUUCUGCCCCCUUUCAGUUACUGAUGAAAACAGCAUGAAUUAAACAUAAGUUUAGGUAAAACAAUGAAGGGGAGAAUUGUUAUCAUUUUGUCUCAAAUAGCUUUGCCCUCUAAUACUAACGUCACUUUUUCUGCUUUUUAGAAUAAUGCCUGGAGAAUUAGCAUUUUGGAAUGGGCUGUCUUUUUCUUUUUCUUUUUGCUUUUGAAUAACCAGCAGUUGAUUUCGCUAUCAUUUCUUUCAGUCUCAAUUAGUUAAUACCAAUACUAGAGUUGUUUGUGUCUCUUCAGACAAUAUAUAUUUUUAAAAUUAUUUUGGAUUGGGGGAAGGGAGGGGGACGUUAUUGCAUUGUUGGUAUUUGUUCAUACGGAAUUAAGGGCCAACUUCACCAGUCAUCUUUACAAGCUCAAGAGAUAAAAACUCUUGGUUAGUAAAAUGAUUGAUUACAUGAUUCAUACUGUUACUUAUGCCAGUUUAUUGUCUGAAGGGAUACAGUAGCUUUUUUUGUAUGAUUUGCCAUGACACGCUCGAAUGCACGUGCAUUGUAGGUGGGUUUUUUUUUUUUUAUUUUGUGGAUGUGUGCUUUAAUGAUUUCAUUUGUAGACCCUUUUGCAUGGUUGAUAACAAAAAGAACCGACAUAGGUUUCUUUGAGAACUAGUGCUAUGCGUAUGUGUAGCGUUUAAUAAAUAAUAGCCUAUAUAAUGAUGAACUCUAGCGAUUGAUUU
Molecule: messenger RNA, 2152 nt
Organism: Magallana angulata
Lineage: Eukaryota; Metazoa; Mollusca; Bivalvia; Ostreida; Ostreidae
Product: lysosomal aspartic protease-like
Exons: 9
Coding region: 93-1271 (392 amino acids)
Biological process (GO): proteolysis
Molecular function (GO): aspartic-type endopeptidase activity
Source: RefSeq, a predicted model, not a curated record